AUGCGCCGGUCGCGGAGCAGGAGGUAUCCGGAAGAUGAAGGACGGACCCGAGCCCGGCUCAGAAGGCGGCCUCCGUCGAUGUCGCCGGUGUACAGGUCCCCCCCAGCUCGGAGGCGGAGGCGGCGAGGCCACGGCCAGGGCCGCCACCGACGUGAUGCCUUUCGAGAUGAUAGCUUUGACUCUCAGGCAGAUUUCGACAGCCGCGCUAGGUCGCCUCCGAACACAGGGGUGAACGCCAUACCGCUGGGACGUCGACAUGACUCUGAGGAGGAGACCGAGGCGCGGGUCUGGAUCCUCCACAGCGAUGCCGCCAAAGUCAUCGGCAGAGGAGGGCGCGCCCUCCGGGAGAUCGAGAACAGGACUCGCACCAGGAUCAAAGUGUCCAGAGAAGAGGACAUGAAUCCAGAUACCAAGGAGCGGUCCGUUGACAUCCUUGGAUCUCGCCACGGCCAGGACACGGCUGUGGACUACAUAUUGGACGUGGUGCUGUACUGCCGCCAAGACGGUGGCCGGGUUCUUAAGGACUCCAGAACGGCGCCCCUCCGCGAAGACGAGGGCACGAAGGGGAGCCAUCGCAUCCUGACGGUGCUGGCUGAGGAAGUUGGCAAAGUGCUCGGCAGGAAAGGCGAGACGGUCCGAAUAAUCGAAAAGGAGUCUGGGGCCAAAGUAGAGCUGGACAAGGCCCAGGGGAAGGUGGAGAUCUUCGGCAGCGCUCAGGAGCAGGAGAAGGCCGUGGAGCUGCUCUUGGCCGAAGUCCACUGGGCCCAGUCCGAGGACGGGACGGUCCUGAAGGAUGAGCCACGGCCAAAGCAGCGGAGUGGGGACGAACCGGAGCUCCCAGCUCCGGUCCAGCUGUGGGUGAAGGAUCGGGAAGCGGGAAGAGUCAUCGGACGCGGUGGCGAGACUGUGCGGGAGGUCAUGGAGAAGUCAGGCGCGGACAUCAAGGUUCAAAAGUCGGACGAGAUGGCGGCCGGAAGCAAAGAGAGGCUCAUCAAGAUCAUCGGCACCAAGGACCAGCAGGAUGAGGCAGUGAGGCUGAUCCUGAAUGAAGUCUCUUGGGCGAAAGGCGGCGAGGGCGGCCUCCAGCUGCUGAAGGGCGUGAGCGAGGAGGCGAAACCUGGCAACGCCGACGCGAAGGCCUCCGAAGGGGAGAAGGAGAAGGAGGAGAAAGAGAGAGAGAAGGAGGACCUGAAGGAGGACAAGGAGAAGCUGGUCCCUGCCGUCAAGGUCAAGCCCCGCCGCUUCCGGGAGACGGCCAGAGAGCUGAACAGGCCGAAGAGCGGUCCUGCGAGAUGGGUGUGUGCAACGUGCGGUGGCGAUCACCGCACCAAGGAGUGCCCCCAUGCCACAGGAAUCCUUGGCGUUGGUGUGCAGCUCGGGAUGCAGAUGGGUUUGCAGGCCAUGGGACUCCCGACUGGGCCGUCAUCUCAAGGCCCCGGGAUGGGCCCAGCCGGCUUCGGGCCGGGCAUGCCGCCGCACCCGGGGAUGCCUCCAAUGCCGCCCAUGAUGGGACACAUGGGGCCUGCAGGAAUGAUGCCGAUGGGAGGCCCGCCGCCCGGCCUUCCUGGUAUGCCUGGCAUGCCCGGCAUGCCCGGCAUGCCCGGCAUGCCGCUGCUACCAGGCAUGCGGCCACCGGGCUUCCGGUCAGACCGGAGCGAGAGCUCCAGCCGACAAAAUGCCUCUUCGUCCAGCUCGGAUGGGUCAGACAGCGAGAACGAGGAUGAGGAGGAGGUGCCCCGUGCAGGCUCUCCGGUCAGGGCAGCGCCGGAGCGGCCUCGGCGGCGGGUGCGGAAGCGCAAGGUCCUGGCCGGUGCGGGGAACCUCCGCGGCGGAGGUGCGCCCGGGCACCCGGCAGCCUUGGCUGCAGCUCCUCCGGCGGAAGGCCGUCCGAGCUUGAACGGCGGGCCGCCGCUGGAGCACCGGCGCCGACGCCGAAGAAAGCGGCUCGAAGGCGAGCCGGGGCCGGACCUGCCAGCUCCGGAGCAGGAAGCUCCCGCUCCCGGCCGAAGACGUCGCAUCGAGGGGCGCCCAGCAGGCGAAGCGGUGGUCCAAGUGUAUCCUUCGGGAAAGAAGAAGAUCGUGAUGUCCGACCUGUGA
This is a messenger RNA of Symbiodinium sp. CCMP2592, 2097 nucleotides long. NCBI's taxonomy places the organism in Eukaryota, Dinophyceae, Suessiales, Symbiodiniaceae. The record is from the annotation of a GenBank genome assembly.